Messenger RNA from Prorocentrum cordatum, 1060 nucleotides. Lineage: Eukaryota; Dinophyceae; Prorocentrales; Prorocentraceae. The record is from the annotation of a GenBank genome assembly.
CAUUUUGGCUCAAGAGCCUGUUCGCCUGCCCAGGCUGAGCUGGCCGCGGUUCUGCUCCUCCCAUGUCCGAUGCAAUGGCGGAGGCGCUGCUCGGCGCGGUGGUUCGUGCGGGCGGCUCCCGCCAGGUGGUGGCGGCCACGGCGGUCGCCCUGUGGCGCGCGGGUCGCGCUGCGUCUGCCCAGGAGGCUGACGAGAAGGAGGUCCUGGAGGAGGUGGACGCCAGGAUGGGGAUGAUCAAGCCCGUCAUCGCGGCGAAGGUCCGCGCAGCGCACGACGUGGAGCCGUUGCGCCUCACGGGCGAGGACAAGGCCAUCAGGAACGUGGCCGAGCACGCGCUCUUUGGGGAAGGAGCGGAGGCCUUGCCGAAGGAUGGCAAGGAGGCGAAGCGGCGACAGAGAGGCAGGCACCGUGCUGGUGCGGCCCUCCGUGCAGCCGCCACCAGCAGCCAAGUCUCGGACGAGGAGUGCCGCGAGCGGGCGACGAAGAUCGAGGACGGCUGCAUCCAGAAGGAGAAGCUCGAGGAGAAGAAGGACAAGCUCAAGCAGGCGUGGAAGCAGCAGGAGGCCGAGUGCGAUGGCCAGAAGGAGCCGAACCUCUUCGACACUGGGUCCGAGGGCACCGUGGUGGAGGCCCCCUCCCAGGUGGAGAAGGUCGACGAGGUCACGUGCGCGCUCUCCGACCAGCUGGGCUGCAGGGCGGGGCAGGAGUUCACCCGCGACAUCCAGAAGUGGGCCAUGGAAAUCAUCAACUUGGAGGCGCAGCUCGAGUGCGCCAAGGAGGCCCAUGCGAAGGCCAUCCAGGAGGCGUUCGACGAGGGCGACCUGGACCCGAGGGCCUUCCUGUGCGACGAAGAGUGCAAGACCGAGCACCCUGACUAAGACUCGGCCGCGGCGCUCUUCGGCCAGUUCGUGGUGCUGUACCCGGCUGGUUCAGGCGGUGGGGGCCCGCUAUUCCCCUAGCGACUUCGGCUUCGCUAAGAGGUCGCUCUACGUCUGACGGUGGGGGACCGUAACCCCCGUCGGCGUGCUCGGCGUGGACGGCUGAGCUGGAGAGGAAAGGA